Schistocerca nitens (vagrant locust) is the source of this 1475-nucleotide messenger RNA. RefSeq names its product serine protease inhibitor dipetalogastin-like. Lineage: Eukaryota; Metazoa; Arthropoda; Insecta; Orthoptera; Acrididae. Bases 87 to 1475 code for a protein of 462 amino acids. The record is from RefSeq and is a predicted model, not a curated record. Gene Ontology annotation, molecular function: serine-type endopeptidase inhibitor activity; protein binding. The transcript has 9 exons.
UAUUACCUGCCGGACCGGCGCGGCUGCAGCCACUGCGCAGCGGCGGAGACCGAGCCACGCCACGGACUGCCACGCCGCGCCUCGCCAUGCCACACCGCCUGCUGCUCGUCGUGCUCGCAGGUGCGGCAUCGCUACUGCAGCCCAGCCGGUGGUCUGUGCACGCGAACAGCGACGCCAUCUGCCUGGAGGCGGCGCGCAACGCCACGCCGGACCCCGUAUGCGCCUCCAAUGGGCAGACCUUCCACAACUUCCUCGCCUACCGCUGCUACAUCCGCUUCUUCAAAGUCCGAGGCCUGAGCGCUCGGCGCGGCGCAUGCGCGGCUAACCCGGAGCCGGAGCACUGCGCGCUGGCGUUCGCCGUGUGGCGGCGCGUCUGCGGCAAGGACAACCGCACCUACUCCAGCGUCUGGGAGCUGCUCUGCCACGCCCAGACCACCGGCAUACCCAACAGCGUGCAGUACGAGGGUCCGUGCCGCGUGCGCUGCGCCGUCGGCCUCCACUUCGAGCCGGUGUGCGGUUCCGACGGCGCCACCUACCCCAACAUCGAGGCUCUCAAGUGCGCCGCCCUCAUGGACGGCAAUAUCACGAUAGCUGGGACCGGCGCAUGCGCAGACGAGGCGGGCGCCGUGGCGGCAGAGGAGUGUCGCGGCGGAGGUCCCGGCAGGGCGCAUGCGCAGCAGCCCAUCUGCGCCAACAACGGCGUCACCUACCCCAGCCUAGGCGCCCUGCUCUGUCUGCGACAGCACAAUCCCAGUCUGCGGAUCGUGCACGACGGGGCGUGCCAGCUGACCGACAUCCAUAUGCCGAGCAACGCGCGCACCGUCUGCUACCUGGCGGACAACCAGGCCAUCUACCUGCCCGUCUGCGGCACCGACGGCGUAACCUACCCCAACCCCUUCGUUCUGCAGUGCGCCAAGGAGAGGGAGCUCAUCCCCUGGCUUGUGGAAGUGCUUCACGAGGGUGCGUGUGACCGGCCCGUGGAGCGAGGCGAGGACCCGUGCGAGGCGGCGGACCGCCUGCCUGCGGUCAUCGACAGGCCGCUCUUCUGCGCCUCCGACGGGCGCACCUACUACAACGCCAAGGCGUACUCCUGCGCCGUACACCUGCGCGGCACCUGGUUCCCCUACAGCAUCACCAAGGUGGGCAUCCCGUGCGACUCCUCGGACCACCCGUGCGAGCGGCUGCGGCUGGUGCCAGAGGCGCUGCAGGCGGCGCCCGUCUGCGGCAGCGACGGACUCACCUACGGCAACCCUUUGGCGCUCAUGUGCGCCAUGACCACCGCCACCGAGGACCUGACUGCUGUGCACAAAGGAGUCUGCCUGCCGUCGGAUGAUGAGGACGCCGGAGAGGUGGAGCCAGGAGAAGGCGAAGACACAGAGGAGGGCAGCACCGGCAGCGGCAAUGAUGGCGGCGGCGACGAGCAGGAGGGGUCCGGCGCGCAGACACCGCCGGCGCCAGCGGCCGCCGCCAGCUAG